AGUGGUUAACCGGAAUUAGGUUUAAAUCAUAAACCCAAUAAUCGUAAAACCCUUUUUUUCUCCUCCGUCUGUUCUUCAAACUUGCCGGGAAAAGAAAACCAAAAUUCUCUCCGGCGAACCUCAAAUUCGCUUAAUUUUCUCUGAAAAACGACAAGGGCAUCUCCAGAAAUCCCCCAAUUGACAAACCCUAAUCCACAAAUUCCAUGAUCUGUAGAUGGAUUGCAUUCAAUUCAAGCAAAGUGUCUCGUACUCUCUCUUCUUUCUCUUCUUUCUUAUUCACUAAAUCCUCCUUCUCCGUCGCCAAACUCGAAGAUGAGUCAUCACCCACAACCAAUUUCACUUCCGAUCACAGAGACUUCUACCAAGAGAUUCUCUUUGGGAUGAAGAAGAUUGGUUUCCGUGAGUUUCUUCACGGGCAUCACUUUCGAGGCUUGGUUUCGGAAUUGAGACAGAUACACGUCGAAGAUAUCAUGGCUGAAUUAAUGUCUGAAAGCUCAGAUCUUUCGGUUUGGUUUUUCAAAGAGCUGAGAGAUAUUUAUGGGUUUCGUCAUUCCAGAUUUUCCACAUUGUUGGUUUCACAUAUUUUCGCAGGUCAAAGACGUUUCAAAGAGCUUCAAGUGAUUCUGGAACAAUUGCUCCAAGAAGAAGGCUCUGGUUCAUCUUCUAGGCUUUGUGAACUUCUCUCUAAUAGCUUCAGAAAGUGGGAGUCUACGGGAUUAGUUUGGGAUAUGUUGUUGUUUCUUUCAUCAAGAUUGAGAAUGGUUGAUGAGUCUCUUUAUAUCUUGAAAAAGAUGAAGGAUCGGAACUUGAAUGUGUCGACACAGUCGUACAACUCCGUUUUGUAUAAUUUUAGAGAGACGGAUAAGAUGUGGGAUGUGUACAAGGAAAUCAAGGAUAAGAACGAGCACACGUACUCAACAGUUGUAGAUGGUUUGUGUAGGCAACAAAAGCUAGAAGAUGCAGUUUUGUUCCUCCGAACUUCAGAGUGGAAGGAUAUUGGCCCCUCUGUAGUUUCUUUUAAUAGUAUAAUGUCAAGUUACUGUAAAUUGGGUUUUGUAGAUAUGGCGAAGUCGUUUUUCUGUACAGUUUUGAAAUGUGGAUUGGUUCCUAGUGUAUAUAGUCACAAUAUACUCAUCAACGGACUCUGUCUAGUUGGUUCUAUCGCAGAAGCUUUAGAGUUGGCUAGUGAUAUGAAUAAGCAUGGAGUGGAACCUGAUUCUGUGACAUACAAUAUUCUUGUCAAAGGGUUUCAUCUUCUCGGUAUGAUCAGUGGGGCUGGGGAGGUUAUUCAAGAUAUGUUGGAUAAAGGUUUGAGUCCUGAUGUUAUUACAUACACAAUAUUACUAUGUGGGCAAUGUCAGUUAGGAAAUAUUGACAUGGGUUUAAUAUUGCUGAAAGAUAUGUUGUCGAGGGGAUUUGAGUUAAAAAGUAUCAUCCCCUAUAGUGUAAUGCUCAGUGGUUUAUGUAAAACAGGACGAGUAGAUGAAGCUUUGUCGUUAUUCUAUGAUUUGGAAGCGUAUGGUCUGACCCCUGAUCUCGUGGCAUAUUCUAUUGUGAUUCAUGGCCUGUGCAAGUUAGGAAAAUUUGAUAUGGCUGUUAGGGUUUACGACGAGAUGUGUUACAAAAGAAUUCUUCCGAAUUCUAGGACACUUGGUGCUAUUAUGCUCGGUUUAUGUCAGAAAGGGAUGUUACUUGAGGCAAGAUCGCUUCUGGAUUCUCUGAUUUCAAGUGGAGACACACUGGAUAUUAUUCUGUACAAUAUCGUAAUUGACGGGUAUGCAAAGUCUGGUUGCAUUGAGGAGGCGUUAGAGUUAUUCAAGGUAGCUAUUGAGAGUGGGAUAACUCCUAACGUUGCAACUUUUAAUUCUUUGAUUUACGGGUAUUGCAAAACCCAGAAUAUAGCUGAGGCUAGAAAAAUCUUGGAUGUCAUCAAGUUAUAUGGAUUGGUUCCAAGUGUUGUGAGUUAUACAACUCUGAUGGAUGCGUACGCAAAUUGUGGAAGUAUCAAAAGCAUAGAAGAAUUGCGCAGGGAAAUGAAAGCAGAAGGAAUCCCACCAACCAAUGUCACGUACUCAGUGAUUUUUAAAGGACUUUGCAGAGGCUGGAAACUUGAAAAUUGCAACCAGGUACUCAGGGAAAGGAUACUCGAAAAAUUCAACCAUGUACUCAGGGACAUGGAAUCUGAAGGUAUAACUCCAGAUCAGAUCACAUACAAUACAAUUAUUCAGUAUCUAUGCAGAGUUAAACAUUUAUCCAGAGCAUUUGAGUUAUUUAAAAAAAUGAAAUCUCAAAAUCUUGAUCCUACGUCUGCUACUUAUAAUAUUCUAAUCGACAGCCUUUGUAUCUACGGUUGCAUAAGGAAAGCUGACAGGUUUCUCUAUUCGCUCCAGAAGCGGAAUGUUAGUUUGUCCAAAUUUGCUUAUACCACAGUGAUCAAGGCACAUUGUGUAAAAGGUGACCCUGAAAUGGCAGUGAUUCUAUUUAAUCAGCUGCUGGACAGAGGAUUCAAUGUUUCCAUCAGGGACUAUAGCGCGGUCAUCAAUCGUUUGUGUAGGAGACAUUUAGCAAUUGAGAGCAAAUACUUCUUCUGUCUAAUGUUAUCUCGCGGUAUUUCGCCUGACUUAGACAUUUGCGAAGUGAUGAUCAAGUCAGAUGAAUUGCUUUCCUGGACAAUCAAAUGGGGUUUGUUGCCUGAUCAGUAAUCAGAAAAGUUUUGUCUGUUGUCCCAUCUUAUCUGCUAACUGCAGAAGACACGCAUUUUCAGUAGAGAAACUGUCUCAUGAGUGAUCCAGUUAACAGAUUAAUCUUAGCUACUGGAUGGUAUCAUCGGGCAACAAUAGUAUCACAUUGGCUUCUUUGACGAAUUGCGGUUCUUCUGAAGAUAAAGUCACUUGUUCUUGUGCUUCCCUAGCUUGGUUCAAAACGGAGGGAGGAAUCAAAAUGGUCCGGCCAGUGACAACAACCCCAAUUAUAACCUGUUUGGUCGUAAAUAAGAGUAUUUGAUGCAAGUGGACAAAAGGGUUACUUCAGCUUUCUGUGAGGGACUAGGAGUCUGAGGCCAUUCAACUACAAACCAAGACGGGUGAGAUACAUAAUCCAUUUUCGGAACCAAAAAGCUUUUUCCAUUUUUCGACCAGAUAUCGCCGAAGAUUCUUACUGUAACUUUUUGAUAGUUUGUUGUUCUUGCUCAUUCAAGAGCAUAUCUUGUCUCUCUGAAAUAUUCUUUUGUACCAAUUCCCAACACUAAUGUAAGAUCAGCACUUAAUUUAAGAGAAGGAUAACAUUAAAACAA
Messenger RNA from Arabidopsis lyrata subsp. lyrata, 3292 nucleotides. RefSeq names its product putative pentatricopeptide repeat-containing protein At1g13630. Bases 204 to 2702 code for a protein of 832 amino acids. NCBI's taxonomy places the organism in Eukaryota, Viridiplantae, Streptophyta, Magnoliopsida, Brassicales, Brassicaceae. The record is from RefSeq and is a predicted model, not a curated record. The transcript is spliced from 4 exons. Gene Ontology annotation, molecular function: protein binding.